Messenger RNA from Sceloporus undulatus (fence lizard), 13321 nucleotides. It is a transcript of the gene HELZ2, whose product is annotated as helicase with zinc finger 2. Lineage: Eukaryota; Metazoa; Chordata; Lepidosauria; Squamata; Phrynosomatidae. Gene Ontology annotation, molecular function: 5'-3' DNA helicase activity; RNA nuclease activity; RNA binding. The coding region runs from base 492 to 8963 and encodes 2823 amino acids. The record is from RefSeq and is a predicted model, not a curated record. The transcript has 22 exons.
GAAACUGGCGCCGGGCUUGGAAGGCUCCCUCCUCCGCCUCCUGCAGCCUGCCUUCUUCGGGCUGAGCGCAGGACUCGAACUCAGAGGCGCCGCGCAGCUUCCUCGCCGACGGAGCCCUUUCGGAAGGCGAUUUGGGAGCUCCUGUUAUCAGCUUUGACUGAUAGGCCAGCUUCACCCUUUCCUGGAAAUGAGGGACCUGGAGGAAACUGUGGUACAUGUGCUGGUAACCUCACAACUCGAUUGCUGCAGUGCGCUCUACAUGGGGCUACCCUUGUUGGGGUAACUGUGCCAUUCCUGGAAAUGUUUGCGUAUUUGAAAUGAGAUGAGGGUGCACUGAGAAUGAGAUGCUUUGUUAAAAUUCCCUAUUGAUGCCAAAGCUGCUUGGAGUUUGGUGAAGGAGGCACUUGCUGUGCAUAUGCAAUAAUCCUCAUCUACAUCCAGAGGACUCUUUGUUCUCCCUCUGAGCGGGUUUUACCAGAUCUUUUGUGACCAUGCACCAUCGAAAUGGGGUGGUUCAGACGCCGCUGGACGGCCUCCGAGAGCAGCUGUUUUUGUAUCUGGCCUGCUCAAAAUGCAGUCUGCAGGAGAACGAGAUCACCUACCGACUGAAGGAGGUGGAGCACCACUGCAUGAUGGAGAUCCUCCUAGCCAGGUGCAAGGGAGAACCUACGAAACUGUGGCGGAAGGUCGGCAGGCGUCCCAACUUCCCAAGCCCAGCCCAUUAUGACAUCUGCAGGCACUACGUCCCUGGUUUGGGUUGCACAAAGCACAGGAACCUUUGCACAUUUGCUUGGAGCCAGGAGGAGGUGAUCGUGUGGACCUUUGAACGGAAAAACAACAUGGAAAGGCACAUUCUCAAGAUGCUCUUGCAGAGGGCUCAGAGCAGCAGCUUAUCAAGCAGCCUCACCAAGCCUCCUAGUCCCAGCAUCUCAGAGAAGAUCCGUAGUGAAUUUGGAGGCCAUUUCCAGGAAAUCUGCAAAACCUGUUUUUACCAGACUCCCCAAAGGAUUUCCACUAAGGAUUCUGGCCGGACUUGCGAGAAGCACUGGGAAGCAGUUUUGGUCCAUGUGGUCACCAAUGGCAAGAUGAAGGAGCAGUACACAGAAAUCCGUCCCCGUCCUGGAGCCAUGAAAAAAUUCAUUUACUGUGAAUACAUCUCUACAGGCAGGCCAUGCAAUCGCACUCUUCGUCAGUGCUAUUGUGCUCACAGUGAUGUGGAACUGGCGGUCUGGGAGGCAGAGCAGAGCCAUGGCCUGGCACGCAUAGACCUCCUGUACACACCUGUGGACUGUAAACCAGUAGAAGAAGAUUCGCGGCCCAAAGUCCGGUUCUAUUGCCGAGUGUGCCUGGUGACGUGUGACUCUCAGGAGUGCUUUGAGAACCACUGUUCCUCCUUGGAGCAUGCACAGCUGAUCACCACUGACUCCAUGGUUGAGUGGACUCAUCGUGCCCCUCCAUACAACCCAAAGGGCUUUGUGCUUUGCAGCCAAGUUGAUGGGUGUGAAUACGGAGAAAACUGUGCCAAGGCCCAUUCCAUUGAAGAGCUGGAGGAGUGGAUCCAGAGAGCCAAAGUGGCAGAGACGAACAAGAUGUCUGCUAAGCAAGAUGGUCUCCUCUCUUACCAGGACCGGCUUGUUGCGGAAUACCAAGAAAGCCACAACGAAGUCUUAAUUCUUUCAGAGGAAGUGGAUGGUGUGAUAGUCACUUGUCAGCAGCCACUGCGGGUGCAGUCAGAGGAUAAGAAGAUGUGCUACCGCUGGCUUUUCACAGUUCAUUCCCAGAAGCCGCUGGUUCAUGUGGCCUUGCUGAGAAGAGUCCCAGGGGCAACGUUUUCCCUAGCAGCAGAUGGACACAAUUUGGGCCUGACUUAUGCCUCAGGAAAGAGAUUCAAGACUCGGCCAGGAGCUGCGGUUGAAGUUGGGGUGUUCAUGGAGUGCCACACUUUUGGCGUCUAUGAACAGUGGCUAGUGUUCGACGUUGGAAGCCGCCCCGUCUUGGUCCGAAAACUCCAGGCUAAGGUUGGCCAAAAAGAAACUUCCUCCUGGCGUAUGGAACUGACCACAGAACAUAGCAGCCAUUUUGUGGACUUUGAGCGCUGGCACAGCGGCAACCGUGUGGUGGUGCCUGGCGUGGAGCGGACUGCUGACGAGUUGGAGCUGCUGGCCAAGUACAAGGCCCCAUCGCUGGCGCUGGAUUUCCAGCGGGAUGCUCAGGGCCAGCCGAUCACCCCAUUGAACUAUCGUGAGCAAAUGCACAACUUCCUGUUCAGGGAGGAGGAGGCGCAACGAGCGCUGAUUGCUAAGCUGAGCUUGCAAGUGGUCCUUUCCUUUCGACAGAUGAUGGCAAUCCCUCUCAUGGGGAUGAAGUGUGCUCCCCAAGGGGAACUCUAUGCUGAAAUCACCACCCCUUACUCUCUGACCCAGGACUCCGAGGAAGGCCGCCUUCUACACCGCUCUGUCAAUACUGCCUUCCUGGCCCCAGCCCCACCCACUAACAACCGUGUCUUUGAAGUCUCCGUGGAGAGGAGCAACAUCACUGACAGAAGCAUUUGGCUUCUUCUGCCUCGGCGCUGCUGCUUUGAGCUUGGCCUCAAAGCAGACAUGUCCCUCCAGGUGGAGGUCCAGUUCCAGAUCAAUCAGCUUCUCUUCCGGAAGUGGCAUCAUGCUGUCGACAAGCUCUGUGAUGUGCGGCUGGUCCUACCGGAUGUGGCCACAUGUUCUAUCCCACAACCCCUCAGGCAGGGUCUGUUGCCAUUGCUGCACCGUGGGAAUGCCAAGCAGAACCAAGCCCUUUCCUUCAUCAUUGGACAAGUGGCUGGUGGGAUCCGGCAAGUGCCUCCUCUCUUGAUCUAUGGACCUUUUGGAACUGGAAAGACCUUUACCUUGGCCAUGGCAACCCUGGAGAUCAUCAAGCAGCCAGGAACACGAGUGCUGAUCUGCACUCACACCAACAGUGCUGCUGAUAUCUACAUCCGUGAGUAUUUCCAUGACUAUGUCACAUCAGGACAUCCUGAGGCCAUUCCAUUACAGAUCAAAUACAUUGGCCACUGUGUGAAAACCACAGACCCAAUCACGCUGCGGUAUUGCUGCCUUUCCCCAAACCGGGAUUCCUUUCGCCUCCCCACUAAGAAAGAACUGGACCAGUACCGCAUUAUUAUCACCACUUGUAUGCUCUCCCUGGAACUUGGGCUAACUGCUGGCUAUUUCAGCCACAUCUUGAUUGAUGAGGCUGCCCAGAUGUUGGAGUGCGAAGCUCUGGUCCCUCUCUCCCUUGCUACUUUGGAGACCCGCAUCAUCCUUGCAGGGGACCACAUGCAGGUCACCCCAAAACUUUCCUGCCUACGGGAGGGUGAGCAGUGGGCUGAUCACACAUUACUCAACCGCCUCUUCCGGUACUACAAGAAGGAGAAGCAUGAGGUGGCCCUGAGGAGCAGAAUCAUCUUCAAUGAGAACUACCGCUCUACUCCCAGCAUCAUUGACUUUGUCUCCAGGCACUUCUACGUUGGCAAGGGAGAUGCCAUCUGCGCCAAGGGCAAUGUGCCUCCUCACCCAGAAUUCUACCCGCUCAUGUUCUGCCAUGUCGCUGGCUCACCUGAGAGGGACAUGUCUAUGACAUCUUGGCUUAACAACUUGGAGAUUAGGGAAAUCAUUGAGAAAUUGGAAGAGAUCAAACAGAGAUGGCCAGAUGAAUGGGGAGAGCGGGAUCUCAAGAGAAUCUGUGUGGUCUCCCAUGGCAUGCAGGUGAAGGCAUUAAGGCAGGAGCUAAGGAAGAAGUCCUUGGGAGAUGUGACAGUGGAGAGCGAUGAAAACCUGCCAGGGAAAACAUUCCGUGUUAUUAUCAUCAGCACUGUGCAUAGCAGGGAAAGCCUCAGCGUUAUCAGUUCCUCCAACCUGGACUUCUUCAAUGACUCACGUGUGUUGAACACCAUCAUGACGAGGGCCCAGUCCCAGGUCAUCGUUGUUGGGGAUGCAGUGGCUUUGUGUUCCUACGGACGAUGCAGCAAGGUCUGGAAAGGCUUCAUCAGGGAGUGCAUUGACCACAGAACCAUGGCUCCUGAAACUCUUACCCUGGAAGAGAUAAGACAGGCUGUGUGUGACCAGGCCACUUGGAACAGGGAGAGCCUGAAGUCUGAGGAAGAUGGGAGUGAUACAGACUCAUGGUUCUCUGAGGCAGAAAGCUUGAAUAUUGAUGAUCCCAUAUUGCAGGAGCUUCUGGAUGAGAGCAACAAUUUUGUGGUGACUGUUUCAGAUGAAGGCCUGAUGAACGUGAGGUCCGAGGAGCCUGACCUCAAAGGCAGUAGGCAGGAGUACACUAGCUACUCCCCACAGACCAUGAUGGAGUAUCUGCGUAAGUGUCCCAACAUCUACAAGCGUUGCGAGUUCAUGAAGGAGAGUUUUGAUCGAGCUUCUGCCUUCUCUCUGGACGACUCUCCUGCCCUGAACAUCCAGAUCAAAGGCCGGGUUAACUGUGGAAUGGCUUUCUCUGGUGACCAAGUCUUGGUGGAGAUCCUGCAGAACAAGGCUACAUCUGAAGGAAGUCUCCAUGGGAAAGUGGUGGGUGUGAUGAAGGCAGCUGAUAGGAACCGUAUCUUUAUCUGCUCAGUGGAUGAUUAUGAUCUACGUGUCAUGAUCCCCAUUGACCGUUCAGUCACCAAAAUCUUUGUUCCGGGGUUGAAAGAUGAACGAAACAUCAUUCCCAUCCGCCGGGUAGACCAAGAAGGGAAGAUCAAGCUGAAGAGUCGCAAGACGAUAACCCAAGAGGACAAGAAGAAAUGCCUCUUUGUGGUCCAGGUCAUCAAGUGGCGGGAGGGGUUUUACUUUCCUUUGGGGAUUGUUAUGCAGGUCCUUCCUGUGGCUUCAACACUGGAAGAAGGACUACAGAUCCUUGACAUUGAGUGCAGCCUGCCUCAAAAAUACCCAGAUGCAGUGUUCAAGGAGGUGGCCAAAUUCACUUCCAAUAAAACCACUUCUGUGAAAGACAAUCGGAAAGACUGUCGGACCUACCGAACCUUCACGGUUGACCCCCCAGGUGCUAGAGAUCUGGAUGAUGCCAUCAGUAUUAGAGAUCUAGGUGACAAAUAUGAGAUUGGAAUCCACAUUGCUGACAUGGCCUCUGUCAUCCCCAAAGGCAGUGCUCUAGACACAGAAGCCAAGAACCGGGGAACUAGUUAUUAUGCUCCUGGGAAGGAGCCAGUGUCUAUGUUCCCACCUGAGCUCAGCCAAGAUCUCUGUAGUCUCCUUCCACAGAAAGAGCGCCAUGUGAUCUCUCUUUUUGUCUUAGUGGAUAAAAAGAAUGACCAGAUGACAAAACUUUCCUUUACUCUGUCCACAAUCCGUUCAGAUCUCCAGCUGACCUAUGACGAGGCUGAAGACAUAAUUAAGACUUAUUACAGGACAGAGGCACCAUCACUUCACUUCGACACCCUGAAGGAUUGUAUUGCAGUUGCUUAUCAUUUCUCCCAAGUCCACCGGAAGGCCAGACUCCAUGAAGACUGUUACUAUGAGCAACUGGAUGAAGACUGUCCUCUGGGUCAGAGAUGUUCCCACCAGAUGGUACAGGAGCUUAUGAUCUUGUUCAACAGUUCUGUGGGAGAGUUCCUCACCAGCCAGGAUUCCACCAGAAGUCUCAUCCCUCUGCGUUGCCAGAUGGAGCCCAACCCCCAACAAAUGACUCAGAUGAGAAACAAAUUCAGAGGCAUAAUCCCAUUGUCCAACCACCUCUCACACCAUCUCGGUGGUCCAACUACUGAAGUCCACAUGGAGACCAGUAAUAAUUUUGUACUCUUGGCUUCAACAUGGGAACAUUUGAAGUCUGCUGCCAGUGUCGGUGACAUUCCCAAGAUGCUUGACCUGAUUGUAACAGAUGACAUUCAUCCCAAACUGGCCCCUGUGAACCUGGAAUUCCGGAAACUUCUGAGUCGCUCUUAUUUUUUACGUUCCAACUCAUCUGUUCAGUCCAAAGUAGGUCAUUAUUCCUUGCAUGUGGACUCUUACACCUGGGCCACCUCUCCCAUCCGGCGUUACAUAGAUGUCGUGCUCCAGCGACACAUCCUCUCUCUGAUCCUGAAGGAGCCGGUACAGUAUUCUCCAGAGGAUAUUGAGUUCCUUUGCUAUGAUUUCAACCGGAAGAAUGCAAUGGCAGCUGCAUAUGAAAAGAAGGCCCACUCCCUGGAGAUGGCAGCUCAGUUGAAAUGUCAGGUCCAGCAGAAGGUGGCCUUUGUUAUGAACGUUGAAGAGAUGGCCAAGAACUUCAAAGUCUUGUUUCCUUUCAACAAGGAGACCCUUCCCGACCUUCAGCUCAUUAACUAUAGAGCUCUCCAGCUUGUGGCACAGCCAUUUUUCAUUGAGGAACGGGGGAGUAUAAAGCUGGCAUGGAGGAGAAGGGUCUACUCCAUGGUGACCUUACAGAAGCACAUCUUGACGUCAUCCUUGCUUCAGGACAAGAGGGUCACCGUCUUUAAUGCAGCAGUCUGGUGUGAUGUUCUUGCUGCUGUCAGAAACCAAGAAUAUUAUAAGGUGCUCUUCCUCCUUGAGAAGGGUCAUAUUAAGCAGCUGAGACAUACAGGGAGAAUUAAGAGGAGCAAGUGCUUGCAUUACGUGGAACUGUCAGUGGAGCUCGGUGGCGGGGAUGUCUUGGACCUCCAGCUCACCACAGAUGUCCAGCGGGGUUUCCUGGUGCCAUUUGUGCAGUUGUGGACCAUCACUCCUGGCUUUGAUGUGUGUCUAGAGCACUCAGAAAAACCCAUUGAAUGCUUCUCCCAAUUUGCUACCCAAUCAUCGAAGGAGAAAUAUAAGGAUGCCUUUGAGUAUCGCAAAAUCUGGCUGCCGCUUUCUGACAUGGAAGCAGCUUCAUGUGCUGUGGCUGAGAAUGACUCCAUUGUCCUGCAGGAUGUCAAGAUCAUCUGGGAGAAGAAAAGAACGAAGAAAGGCCAGCUCCAGGGGACCAUCUCCUUCACUAAGGAGUUCCUGAAAGAGUGUGCCAUUGAAGUGGAUUUCAGCUACUGCUACCUCUGCAUCCGUCUUUCAGACCUGAAGCCUAAUGGAAUCCAGAAUAGCGUGGAGAUCCUUAGCCACAACUUCCAACAGCUGAGCUUGACCAAACAAAACUGCAAGGAUGGCAAAUUGCUGGUGGACCCAGCUACUUACACUUGGGUGGCUCAUGGGUGUACAGAGGAGUUUGAAAGCAAUGACAAAUCUGAUCAGCGUGGUGAAGCGAUGGUGCGUUUCUCCAUCCAUUUCAUGUCCAUGGAAAACAUCCCUGUUGAGGUCACCCAGGAGUCUUCCAGGUUCACUGUGGAGCUCAUCCCAAAGUUGCUGCCCGAUGUACGGAAGGAGAAAGCAAUUUGGCAACUGGAACAUGCAACUCAGCUUGCCAAGGGAAUAGCUCUUGGCCAUUGGAUUCCCAAAAAACCAGUUAAAUCCAGUCUCUUGGAACGCAGAAGUUUUGAUCUUCCAGAAAGCUCCAGGCGGCUCAAUCCCAGCCAAAAUCAAGCUGUUUUGCAAGCUCUGACAAAUCCAUAUACACUCAUCCAAGGCCCACCAGGGACUGGGAAAACUGUGGUUGGUGCUCAUAUUGUCUACUGGUUCCACCGGCUGAAUCUAGAACACCAAGAGAAGGAGCCCACUCUGGAUGACACAGACAAAGCAAAGACCCACAUCCUAUACUGUGGGCCCUCAAACAAGUCUGUUGAUGUUGUUGCAGAGAUGCUGAUGAAGAUGAAGGGAUCUCAGUUGAGGCCUCUGCGGGUAUAUGGAGAAAUGGUAGAAUCUAUGGAAUUCCCCUAUCCUGGCAGCAGUUUGCACAUCUCCCGGAAAGCCCAGCGGGAAUCCAAAUCCAAACCAGAGAUCAGGAGGAUAACUUUACACUAUCUGAUGCGUGAACGUUCAAAUCCCUAUUCUAGUAAGAUCUGUGUGUUCGAUGCCCGUGUGAAAAGGGGAGAGGAGAUAACAGAGGAAGAAGUUGAGAAGUACAAACGGUUGCUGGGCAAGGCCCGGAAGUAUGAACUGGAGCGCCAUGACGUUAUUCUGUGCACAUGUUCUGCUGCCAGUAGUGGCUCCUUGAAGGACAGCUUGAACGUCAGACAGGUGCUUGUUGAUGAGUGUGCCAUGUCCACCGAGCCAGAAACCCUCAUCCCACUGGUGAACUACAAAACAAUUGAGAAGGUAGUCUUGCUGGGAGACCACCAGCAGUUGAGACCAGUUGUCUACAAUGACUUCUGCAGGGCCCUGGGCAUGGAGACAUCGCUCUUUGAGCGCUACAAGGGCAAGGCCUUGAUGCUGGACAUACAGUAUCGCAUGCAUCGAGACAUUUGUGCAUUCCCCUCGGAGGCGUUUUACGACAACAAACUGAAGACCUGCCCCCAACUCAUCCGUCGCACCAGCACCCUCUUCCACAGAGGCCGGCCCUCCUGCGCCAUCAUCUUUGGGCACAUAGAAGGAAAGGAGAACAGCCUCAUGGUCACCACGGAGGAAGGAAACGAGAACUCCAAGGCCAACUUUCAAGAAGCAGAGCAAGUGGUGAGGAUAGCGAAGCAGCUGACACUGGACAGGACCACUAAGCCUGAGGAGAUUGCCAUCCUGACCCCUUACAAUGCCCAGGUAGUCGAGAUCAAGAAGCGUCUCUCCCUGGUGGGGCUGCAAACGGUAACAGUUUGCACCAUCAUGAAAAGCCAAGGCAGUGAAUGGAAGUAUGUGAUUGUGUCCACCGUCCGCUCAUGUGCCCAGUCAGAAAUUGACAAAAAGCCCACCAAAAGCUGGCUGAAAAAAUACUUGGGGUUUGUGUCUGACCAAAACCAGAUCAAUGUUGCCAUCACUCGGGCCCAGGAGGGGCUCUGUAUCAUCGGAAACCGUUACCUCCUGGAGAGCAAUUCUUUAUGGCGAAGACUUGUAGAACAUUACAGGAAGCAAGGAUGCUACACCACAGCGGCUGCUAUUCAGAUUCGGCAGAGGUCUGCUGCCCGCUAAUAUGAACUGGUGCCCACUGAUUGCAAAAUGUACCUGUUCUUAUCAAUGACCUAAAUCAGUAUUCCCAACAUUUUUCUACCCUACUGCAAACAGGACUUAGCACUGUGUGCCAAAACCUCCAUAUUCAAAUGCUGCUAGGAAGAGAACCCACGAACCAUUAACUGUUUGGUCUCUGAACUGUUGAAAGGGCACAAAGGAUCUCGCAAACUUAAUUUGGUGAUUGUCCUAGACCUCUAGAUCAAUUCUUAAGUUUUUGGAUGCAGGGGACCAGCCAUUAUUUCCCCCCCAAUGUCCCAGAGACUAGUGCCAUAUUUGUUCCCAUUGGCUUCAGUUCUUUUUUUCUUUCCUGGAAGCUCUUAGUCAACCACCAGCCAAUGGCUCAGGGAUUGGCACUGGUCCAUUGACCACCACUUUGAGUAGCACUGCUCUAGACCAGUGCAUGGGCAAGCAUCACAUGUGACAAGAGAAGCAUGAAUUUGCAAGAGCCCAGAAGAGCGACACACAUCCAGCGCCAGUCUGACUCUCCAUAAUGCUUCCUUCUUCCUUGACUCUAAAAGCAAAAGCAUCCCAAAGGCCCAGAGAUUAGGAGUGUAGGAGCAAUGCUAUCUCCAGACCUUUGGGUUUUUCAGAGGCAAGUUUACAGUGAUGUUUGUUCACCGCCAUGUUGUAGAUCAUAACCCCCAAUGAAUGUAUGUAGCAGUGGCAUCACUAGUGCAGUGACUCAUGGUGUCACUCUCCAUGGACCUUGCCUUGUGUCAUAGCAUACAGAAUCCUUAGUAAUAUUUCUUACAGGUUGACUAUGCAUGGCAUCAUUCAAAUGAAGCACCACCUGCCACAAGGACAACACACUUACUCUCUCUCUUUCUGUGUUCGGGGUUAAUUCCCCCUCUGUUCACCCUCCGCAAAGAGACUUUGCUGCUCUUCCCACUUCUCCCCUUACUGGCUGUAACUGCACAAAAAUUUUAUAGACAGACAUUUCAGUGUCAGCCACUCUGACAGUGUCACCCAGUGUAAUCUGCACCUCCUUCACCCCUGAAGUGACACCACUGUUCUGUAGUUCCUUUUCUGGAAGAGUUCUUUUUAAUGUCAUCUUUCAUUAUGGAGGCCAAAAGGGUAGGCUGUUCUCUGGAAUCCCCAACUGACUGCUUUGGGAAAUGCAUCUUUGUUUUGCUUUUGGUGACCAAGUGAAUGAUGUACAAAUCCAAAGGAAGGACCUCAGAAGAUGUUUGCAAAGAAAGGAACCAAAGAAAAUGUGCCACCACUAAGUGGAAUUUCAGGGAUCUUCUACCUUCACUCGGAGACAGGAGGUCUGCUUUUGCUCCUUUUGGAUAACAAACAGAAACGUUUUCAGGCAUGGCCCUGAAAACCUGUAAAUAGAUCUAUUUGAGACCAAACAUGAAUUUUUAUAAUGAGAGCACCAGUUGGCAAUUAUCCCUGGCAGCCCAGAGAACUCUUUUACAUGAAUAUAUGUGUGUGUAUAUAUAUAUUUUAACAGCUUCCAUUUUUUAAAAAAGAUUACUUGAAAGCAUUUCCUCUUACUAAGAAUUUUUUUACAACCUUUUUAAAAAAAAAAUGCUGACAAGAGAAUCACAAAUCUGUCAAAAGCUUUGCUGUUCCUUGUUCCGCAUUUUUCGGUUUUACCAGCAACUCUAAAUAUACACAUGGUGCACCUUGUAAGAAACUUGACCUAGUAUGUGGAGAAGUAGCAGCUGUGUGCCAGGAAAAGCAAUGCCAUUUUGCAAGAUGGCUUUUGCUUUGUGAAAGUUAGCUUCUAGGACAAUUGUUAUGUCAUUACACCUACAUUACAGCUUACCUGGACAUGGGCUUACACACUGUGCCACUGUGGCGGACUCCAGGUCUGUCAGAGCCCAGCUGGCUGAGGAUGAUGGGUGUUGUAGUCCCAACGCAUCUGGAGGGCUCCAGGGUGCAAAAAGCUGGGCAACAGUCUUUCACACUUUUGUGUAGCUAGUACAGUUUCUCCACAGGUUGAGUGCUGUGGAGUGUGAGAAGAAAGAGGACUUCAAUUUUAAAAAUGAUUCUUGUUCUCAGUAUCACAAGUACCUGCCUUAAAACGAAAACCUUAAUGAAACUUGAUGCACAGGGAUGUAGAGUUAGCAUCCUUUGAAGACUCAAUCUGUAUGGGAUUCGGCUACUAUUGUGUAGCAGUAGUAGCUGAAUCAACUGUUCCAGUGGAUGGUCAUCUCUGUGGUGUCCGUUUCGAACUGUGCAAAGCCAACACAAGAUGCUGCUGCUGGACUUCUUCCUCAUUGCCAGAUUGUGGGAAUAUGUGCAUCAAGAUGUUCUACACAGAUGUUCUCUCCUGUUUUGUCUUAAAAUUGUAGCACAUCUGAUUUAUUGUAAUAGAUGGAAUUGCUUUUUCUAAUGGGCAUGGGAGUGAAAUGUCUUAGAACUGUGCAACCUGGUGUAUGUACAAUUUGAAUGUAUUGUUCCAUGAAAAAACCUUUGGUUUUUAUUUUAGCUCUGGGUCGGCAGGGGAGACCUUCUCCUGUAAUGAAAACCUAUUGUCAGGGAUCUUGAUAGCAAUGGAAGGGAAAGGAAGUAGUUCUUUUCCUGUGGUUCACCUCAGUAAUCUUACAUUGGAAAGUUUUAUAUUUUUAAAAUUGCCAACAAAGCUGCUUUCUCUCCACACCUCCGAUGCUGCAUGGAUAAUUUCAGUCUGGAACAGAGAAACAGUUUAGGACAGAAGAGCUUGUCUUGCAUUCCUACUGGCUGAUGCUGGUGCAUAAAGGAAGAGCAUGUCAUUGCGGAGACACAAUAGCACCCCUGUGCUGACUUGCUAUUUCAUUAUGCAACAGAAUCUACAGCUUCUUAAGACUGCCUUGAAAAUUAGAUUUUUCUUCACCUAGCUGCCUCCACAUGCUUCCACUAUAUUUGCAAAAAGUCUUUUGGGAGUACAGCUCCCAUAAUCCCCAAAGUAAAACAGCCACUGAGUUGUUCUUGUCCAAAAACCUAAUUUUUCUCAUGCCUUAUUCUAACCCAAGAAUACAGGAAAAUAUGCUGUUUGAAUAAGCAUACUUUCUAUGAAAAAUAUCCAUUUAUCCAGAUACAAUCAGCUUCUUCUUUUUCUUCUAGAGGAAAAUGUGCAAUUCAGAACAUUAAAAACUUUGUAUUAUCUGUAGAUAAGAUAUUUCUUUUUUAUAAUGUUUCUUAAAAUGGGAUUUUAGUGCAAUAAUGUCUGAUUAUGAAUGGGGACCACAUUCGUCCAGCAGGAGUUUCUCUGCAGAUGCCACACUGCAAGAUUGUCAUUUUGUGAGAGUCUCCUGUGGAACUGUGCCGGGUUGAAUAUUGAUUUGUGAAAUGGACCAAAAUGUUAGAGCUCUGAUCAGCUUUUUAAUACAAUAUGUGUCUUUAAAAGCAGUCUUGAAUUAAUGAGUAUUUUUAAUGAGAUUUGUUUAAUGUAUUUGACUAUAGUGGGAUUUUUUAAAAACCAGACUUACAUGUAUGUUGUCUUGGAGACCAUUUUCAUAGGGAGGUACAGAAGCAAAUAAAAAUGGAAUCUCUGGACAUUUAGUUAAUCUCAACUAGAGCAGACCUGUUGAAUGAAUGAAUUUUCCAGAAAUGUUGACUGUUCAUUCAGUAAUCAUCUCUACAGUGGGACAAUACAUUGACUUCACAUCAUUAUGACUUAUGGAGAUUUAGUAUAUCCAGUUAUUAUUAUUAUUAUUUUUUUGCCAUUUGGAACUGCUUAAAAAUAUUUACGAUAUUCAUAUGAACCAUUCUUCUUAAUUAAAUACUGUGAAGCUGUUUGUAUUAUAGAAAAUUAAAAUUGUUUCUGAAGUCUGAUUAUGCUAAGAAACUGGGGGGGGGGGGUGGUCUUAAGCAUGCAGCAGAAUGAGGCCUGCAUUGCCUUGUACACUUUGAUUCUUACUGUAUAGAAUUUAGUGACCCACCUGUUUGUAGGUGCUUCUGAGGAACAAUUAAGUGCUAUGAAGCACUUGCAAAAUAAUGCUGCUCUUGCAAAAAGGGUGGGUCAGCCCUCCGUAUCCAUGGAUUCAACAAGCCACAGUUUAAAACUAUUAAAUAUAAAUUCCAAAAAAGCAAACCUUGAUUUUACCAUUUUAUAUAAGGGGCACCAUUUUACUAUACUAUACUAAUCGGGCUUAUCCAAUUGAUUUACUAUGACUGAACCCUGAAAAUACUUACGUCCUGUGGAUGAUAUGCACAUAGAUUGUAACAACCUUUUUAUAUCUGUUUUUAUAAUUGAUUGAGUAAUUGAUAUAUUGUAGGAACUUGUGAGUUUAUAAAAAUGUAAUUAUUCUAAUGCUGAUUUUAUCUGUUGUGCUCCUGCCUCGAUCCAUGGGAACAGGUGGGAAAUAUAAAUAAAGAUUUUAUUAUUA